CCCACCGCGAAGUGGAAAGUGGCCAGGCCAGGAUGCUGCUGGUAUGGGAGGAAGGAAUGUGCUCACUGCUGCGUGUGCUCCAUCUGCGCAGGAUUGGGGGCCGUUUGUUUGGAUCACUCUUGUUUGCCUAGUGUUGCAUUCUCAGGAAGAGCUCUCCAGAACAGCCAUUCUGGAGGCCGGUGUGAGAGGUGGAGGAGAUGGCGACGGAGGUCAGCGCUCAGGGCAGCGCCCAUUGGCAUGAGGAAUACAGCUUGUACAGCAGCCUGAGCGAGGAGGAGCAGGUCCAGCUGGCCAUCGAGCAGAGCCUGGCAGACAAGACGCGAGGCCCCACUGAGGCCACGGCGCCCACCCGGACCAACCAACAACCCGCCCAUUUCUACCCAUGGACCAGGUCCGCGGUGCCCCCCGAGCCCCCGCCGGCCCGAGCGCCCAUGGGCUUGUUCCAGGGGGUGAUGCAGAAGUACAACAGCAGCUUGUUCAAGUCCUCCCAGCUGGCGGCCAUGGACCCUGUGCUGAAGGCCAUCAAGGAAGGCAAUGAAGAGGCCUUGAAGGUCAUGAUCAAGGAUGGGAAGAACCUCGCGGAGCCCAACAAGGAAGGUUGGCUGCCACUCCACGAGGCUGCCUACUACGGCCAGCUGGGCUGCCUGAAGGUCCUGCAGCAAGCAUACCCGGGGGCCAUCGAUCAACGCACACUGCAGGAAGAGACGGCUCUGUACCUGGCCACAUGUCGAGAACAUCUGGACUGCCUGCUGUCACUGCUCCAGGCUGGGGCAGAGCCUGACAUCUCCAACAAGUCUCGCGAGACACCACUCUACAAAGGUGCUGACAUUAAUACGCAGGCCAGUGACAGCGCAUCUGCGCUCUACGAGGCCUGCAAAAAUGAGCACGAAGAUGUGGCAGAGUUCCUGCUGUCCCAGGGCGCUGACGCCAACAGGGCCAACAAGGAUGGUCUACUCCCACUUCACAUCGCCUCCAAGAAGGGCAACUACAGGUGCACUGUUUCCUGUUUUUCAGUUUGGCAAAGGGAUCUUGUGAAAUCAAAGAUCAAUACCAAGGCGCUGCUGGGCGCGCGCUUCGACGUGAACGCGCCGCUGGCGCCCGAGCGCGCGCGCCUGUACGAGGACCGGCGCAGCUCGGCGCUCUACUUCGCCGUGGUCAACAACAACGUGCGCGCCACCGAGCUGCUGCUGGGCGCGGGCGCCGACCCCAACCGCGACGUCAUCAGCCCGCUGCUCGUGGCCAUCCGCCACGGCUGCCUGCGCACCAUGCGGCUGCUGCUGGACCACGGCGCCGACAUCGACGCCUACGUCGCCACGCACCCCACCGCCUUCCCCGCCACCAUCAUGUUCGCCAUGAAGUGCCUGUCGCUGCUCAAGUUCCUCAUGGACCUGGGCUGCGACGGCGAGGCCUGCUUCUCCUGCCGCUACGGCAACGGCCCGCACCCGCCCGCCCCGCCGCGCGCGGGCCGCUUCCACGACGCGCCGGCCGAGGACAAGGCGCCCGGCGCGGUGCAGUUCUGCGAGUUCCUCUCGGCCCCGGAGGUGAGCCGCUGGGCAGGGCCCAUCAUCGACGUCCUCCUGGACUACGUGGGCAACGUGCAGCUGUGCUCCCGGCUCAAGGAGCACAUCGACAGCUUCGAGGACUGGGCUGUCAUCAAGGAGAAGGCAGAACCUCCAAGACCUCUGGCUCACCUUUGUCGGCUGCGGGUUCGAAAGGCCAUUGGGAAAUAUCGUAUAAAGCUCCUAGAUACGCUGCCUCUCCCGGGCAGGCUGAUUAGAUACCUGAAAUAUGAGAACACCCAGUAAUGGGCCUCAGGGAGAAGGAAUGGCCCUGCUUCCUUGAUGUCUCAGGAGAGUGGUAUCCUGUGUCCAGGGCACGCAGGGGCAGAUGAGGCUGCAGGCCGCCCCCUCUGUCAGGGCAGCGGCAGUGACCUUGCUGGGCUGUGGCAGAGCUUUGCCCAGAGCGAGGAGCACAGUGUGUCAGUAGGAGAAGAAUCAUUUGUUUCAAACUGUUGUGUAGAUGAGGCCUUCUCUGCCAGUGAGAAGGGCAGAGACCUCCACUGGGAGGCCAGGGCAGAGCCUGAGGUGGUCUGGGCAGGGCAGGCUCAGUGAGGCCCAGCUCCACUUGGACUGUGUCUGGAAGACUUGUGGAGAUGAGUUUACUGUCCGGGAUGACCUCAUGCCCCUCUCGUCCUUGUGAACCCCUCCACUGGACUCUGGACUUUGCCCUCAAAGGUGGGGCCCAGCACUGGGAGAAAGGACCCAGGUGUGGCCCAGGGGGCUUUUCACUGAGUUCAAAUAAAUGUUACACACAGAU
Molecule: messenger RNA, 2316 nt
Organism: Dipodomys ordii (Ord's kangaroo rat)
Lineage: Eukaryota; Metazoa; Chordata; Mammalia; Rodentia; Heteromyidae
Gene: Asb2
Product: ankyrin repeat and SOCS box containing 2
Exons: 10
Coding region: 198-1805 (535 amino acids)
Biological process (GO): ubiquitin-dependent protein catabolic process; intracellular signal transduction; protein ubiquitination
Cellular component (GO): ubiquitin ligase complex
Molecular function (GO): protein binding
Source: RefSeq, a predicted model, not a curated record